GUUUUCUUCAUAGAAAUCUCUUCUUCUUUAAAUCUCCAUUGUAACAGACUAGAUUUUUAAAACAUUUCUGAGCUUACUUAAUUCUGCAAACUUUCUUUCCCUUUUCUUUUUACUCAAUCCAAGAUCAUUCUUUGCUUUCCUUGCAAGGAUCAUUUCUCUAACAAACCCUUCCUUUACAUUUUUCUAAUAUUCAUUCCUAGUUCUCCAACAAUGAUCAUCUUAUUGCAACAGUCAUGAAGAUUAGAGCAGCAGAAAGAAGAACCUGAUUGCUCCAAAAUUUCUUAAAAUAUCCUGCAUCAACGCUUGAAAGACAAUGCUAGCUUUCUCAAAGAUGGCUAGGUUCCCAGGGCUGCUUCAAACUCGAGCUACCUUAUUCUUAACCAGAAACUACCAUAAACAACCUAUCGAAGUUGUCUGGAAGAAACCAGAACACGGAUGGACAAAGCUAAACUUUGAUGGGUCAAGAAAACAUGGACAAGCCAGCAUCGGAGGAAUAUUCAGGAACCACAAAGGCGAGUUCCUUCUCGGAUACUCAGAACCCAUAGGAGCAGCCACAAGCACCGUGGCAGAAUUCGCAGCCCUCAAAAGAGGGUUAGAGCUGGUUCUAGAAAACGGAUGGACUGAUCUAUGGCUCGAAGGAGACGCCAAGAUCAUUAUGGAUAUCAUCUCCAAGAGAGGGAGAUUGAGAUGUCAAGAAGCAAAAAAGCAUGUGAACUACAUCAACGUGGUUAUGCCUGGUCUUAGCAACUGCGUCUUGAGCCAUGUUUACAGAGAAGGUAAUCGAGCCGCUGAUAAGUUGGCUAAGUUAGGACAUCAGUUUCAAGAUCCUAAAGUCUGGAGGCUUCAGCCCCCAGACAUAGUCCUACCGAUUAUGCAUGAAGAUGCACAAGGUAAGAUUGUUCUUAGAACAAAAUGACCCCAAACGAGUAAAUAUUUGUAAAUAAAUUGUGUGUAUAUCAUCAGAUUUUGUCAGCCACAAGCUAAGAAAUGUAAACAGUUAAUUCACUUUUGUAACAUUAUGUAAAUUGCGUAUAUAUCAUUAGAUCUUGUAGAUAGCAAGCUUCAUAUGUGUAAAUGUUUUAAGAAAAGGAAAACAGGUUA
Messenger RNA from Brassica oleracea var. oleracea, 1101 nucleotides. RefSeq lists its product as uncharacterized. The record is from RefSeq and is a predicted model, not a curated record. The coding region runs from base 314 to 916 and encodes 200 amino acids. NCBI's taxonomy places the organism in Eukaryota, Viridiplantae, Streptophyta, Magnoliopsida, Brassicales, Brassicaceae. The transcript has a single exon. Gene Ontology annotation, molecular function: RNA-DNA hybrid ribonuclease activity; nucleic acid binding.